This is a messenger RNA of Plasmodium berghei ANKA, 2394 nucleotides long. RefSeq names its product dynein intermediate chain, putative. The coding region runs from base 1 to 2394 and encodes 797 amino acids. NCBI's taxonomy places the organism in Eukaryota, Apicomplexa, Aconoidasida, Haemosporida, Plasmodiidae. Gene Ontology annotation, biological process: cilium movement; outer dynein arm assembly. Gene Ontology annotation, molecular function: dynein light chain binding; dynein heavy chain binding. The record is from RefSeq and is a predicted model, not a curated record. The transcript has 8 exons. Gene Ontology annotation, cellular component: outer dynein arm.
AUGAAAUCAAAUUUGUUAGAAAAAAAAAAAAAAAAAAUACAAGGGUUAAGUGAAAUAAAGGGUGAUGAAUCCAAAGCCACAGAAAGCAGUGAAAAAAAAGUGGGCGCUCUAAAUGAUAAAAAUGACACAGUUACAAGGCUUUUAUUCCCUAAAAACCCAAGAGCAUUCAAAAAUUUAGUUGAGUUUUCCUUCCAAAAUGAGAAAUUUGUCCCCAUUGACAAUAUUGACCAUACCAUAUUUCAUUUGGAUAUUAAAUCCCAUAUAGUACUCAAAGAAAGUGAAGAAGGGAAAAGACAAAUAGAACUAAUAAGAAAUAAGAUUAAAAAUUCAAAUACAUUUACAAUACUAAAAGACAAUGAUUGUAUAUACCACAAACCACAAAAUUGUUUCGAUUAUAUUGAUAGAUAUACCCAAACUGUUCCAAUAUCAUUUAAGGAUGCAUCAACUAAAACGGAACCUCAAAAAAUAAAUGAGAUAUGUGACACUGCUUGCCAAUCGAUAAUUUACGACGCUUAUCUGGAAGAAUUUCAACGGCUAUCUAAUGAAAAAAACAAAGCGGGGAUGGAAUCAUAUAAUGAUAAAAAGGAAAAUGUAGAAAAUGAGAAAAAGAACAAGUUCAAUAGUGAAAUAAGUUUUGAAGCAUGCAGAGGAGAAGAAAUAAAACUUGAUGAAAGUUCAACAAACUAUUCAGAUAAUGAUGAAAUAGAAGGAGCUAUUUUUUAUUCAAGCAGCGAAAGUGAGAAUAAUUCAUUUAUUAGUAAUGAAUAUGAUUAUAACGAUAAUAUAAAAUGUAGUAGUCAGGAUAAAAGUGAUGAAACCUAUGAAACGGAACACGAAGAAAAAGAAGGUGAAUUAACUGAUAAAGACGAAAAUGAAAUAGAUGAAAAUGGUAAUAUUGAAGAAGGAAAAGAUGGUAUAAAUGAUAAUUCAAAGGAUAUGAUAUCUAAAAAUAAUGUACAAAUUGAUAAGGAUGGAGAAUGUGAAAAAAAAACAGAUAACCAAUUUUAUAUAGAUAAUAAAAAAAAAAAAAAUAUAUAUAUAAAAAAAAAAAUAGAAGAACCUUCAAAUGGAAAACAUGAUCUAUAUUUUAUCAAUUAUAAAGAUUUAAAUGAAAAAAUACACAAAGACCUAAAUUUUAUUUAUUGUGAUAAUAAAGUAAAAAAAAGUGAUAAUAAAAUAAUAUACAAAAAAAGGUUUUUAAAAACAUUAAAAAUAAUGGAUAGAAUAUAUAAUAAAAAUAAUGAAGAAGACAUAUAUUUAUGCUAUAAAAAUAAAAAUAAUAAAAAUAUUUUAACAAGAUUAUGGGCAUUUACAUUAAAUUCAUAUCAAUUUACAGUCACUGAUAUAAAAUUUCAUCCGUUUUAUGAAGAUCUAUUUGCUAUAUCAUUUAAAAGUAAUGAUAUAAAAACAAAUAUGGGAAUAUUAUGCUGUUUUACAUUUAAAAAUACAAAAAAUCCUGAACAUAUAAUAAAAACGAAUUUUCAUAUAUAUUCUAUAGAAUGGUCGAACACAAAUAAUUCAAUAAUAAUUAUUGGUUUGUCUAAUGGGAGCAUAUGCAUAUAUGAUUUAAAUAAAAAAAAAAAUGAAAGAUUAAUAUUUGAAAGUAAUUUAAAAAAUAUAUAUAAUAGAGAUAUUAUUUCUCAAAUUUAUUUUCAUAAGCAAAAUAAAACAUUCUAUUCUGUCUCAUAUGAUGGAAAUAUAUAUUAUUGGAAAUAUAAUAGCAAAUUUACAACUGGAGAAAAAUUAUUAACAUUAAAAAAAAAUAUAAACGAUUUUGAUGGUGCAUUAAAUACUACGCACGCACAGUCUAUUACAUGUAUCGACUUUAAUCCGUUUAAAACAAAUAUGUUUUUAAUAGGAACAAAUAAUGGAACUAUUUAUUUAUAUUCUUCUGCAUAUUCUGAUAAUUAUUUAACACUUUAUAAUGAGCAUACCAUGUCCAUUAAUUGUAUUUCUUAUAAUAAAUUUAAGAAAAAUAUUUUUAUUUCAUCAUCUUAUGAUUGGACAAUCCGAAUUUGGGACCAAAAUCAGACCACGUCUUUAAUUGUAUUUGACACAAAAGAGUGUAUAUAUGAUGUCAAAUGGUCCCCCUUUUUAUCAACAUGUUUUUUUGUAAUUAGCUCAAAUAAUUGUGGACAUCUUCAUAUUUAUGAUUUAAGUAUUGAUAUUAAUAAAGCAGUAGCUAGCGAAAUUAUUACAAAAAAAAAAAAAUUAAGAAAAUUAUCUGUUAAUAAUUUUAAUGAAGUUAUAUUAAUAGGAGAAGAGAAUGGAGUUGUAUACACAUAUAAAGUGUCUUAUAACUUUAAUCAAACAUAUAUGGAUUAUUUAAAAGGAAAAAUUAGCUAUUCUUUUCAAAAUGAACUUAUGGACAUAUUUUUAGGGAAAGUGAAAUGA